AUGCUGCAACCGCUGAGCGCAUUCAACCUAAAGCAAAACGAAAGGAGUUACGAGCAAGAAGAUUUUGUAGUGGACAAGAACCCCAUAGGCAAUGGAAGAACGGGACUUGUUUUUAAGGCCAUCAUAAAAAAAGAAAACGAGCAUGUAGCUUUGAAGGUAAUGGCGAAGGACACCAUCGUUUCGCUCAACAUCGAGAGGCAAGUCCUGAAGGAGAUAAUCAUCCAGGCGAGUUUAAAGCAUAAAAACAUUUUGCAGUUAAUAGCCUACUUUGAAGAUAGAACCCGUUUGUUUUUGAUUCUGGAGCUAGCCAAUGGAGGAUCUAUAAGAAAUAAAAUGAAGGCAGAUGCACACUCACUGCCAGAAGAACAAGUAGCCUUGUAUGUUUACCAAAUUGCAGAUGCAUUGGCAUACCUACAUAAAUUUAAUAUAAUUCAUAGGGACUUGAAGCCAGAUAAUAUCCUAUUGCACCACUCGGAGGAGCACAAGGGGCAGCAAAUAUAUAAAUACGGGAUGGUUAAAAUUGCGGAUUUUGGUUUUUCUUGCCAACUGAAAAACAAGAGACAGAAGAGGAGCACCUUCUGUGGGACGGUCGACUACAUGCCUCCGGAAAUCAUCAACCAGAUUCCCUACGACUGCAACGUGGACCUCUGGUGCCUCGGCAUCGUCAUCUUCGAGCUGCUCGUCGGCUUCCCCCCCUUCACGGACGACACGCAGGAGCGCAUUUUCAGCCAAAUCAAGGAGCUGAACUUCCACUUCCCCAAGGCAAUUUCGUUGCAGGCAAGGGACCUCAUUCUGAAGCUAUGCAGUAGAACGGCGGACGAGCGCAUCUCAGCCGAAGAGGUGAAGACCCACCCCUGGGUGAAGCAGUUCCUCUAG
This is a messenger RNA of Plasmodium vivax (malaria parasite P. vivax), 876 nucleotides long. Its product is annotated as serine/threonine protein kinase 6, putative. Bases 1 to 876 code for a protein of 291 amino acids. Gene Ontology annotation, molecular function: ATP binding; protein kinase activity. Gene Ontology annotation, biological process: regulation of cytokinesis; protein phosphorylation; mitotic spindle organization. The record is from RefSeq and is a predicted model, not a curated record. Gene Ontology annotation, cellular component: spindle pole centrosome; chromosome passenger complex; spindle microtubule. The transcript is spliced from 3 exons. NCBI's taxonomy places the organism in Eukaryota, Apicomplexa, Aconoidasida, Haemosporida, Plasmodiidae.